AUGAAGCUCUUCGCACUGUCCCUUCUGUUUACCCUAGCCGCAUGUGUUGCGAUUCCCGUGGUCCCCGGGUCGGCAAAUUCCAGCGCUGCCGGGUCAGCUGAGCUCGACCUCGAACGACGUGCCGCUAGUCGCAACGAGGCCAUCUACCUUGUCCAUUGCAUCCAUCCCGUUAUAUACGGCGCUUCCUUUGUGGUUUGGUAUAGCGAUGGUAGACACAAGUCUCAGAACUACCAGUUCCCGAACGCCCUCAGCAAUCUGAUGCACGGGGACUCUGGAGGCUACGUGGUGUGGGAGCAAGGCCGCAGCAUUGGUGGUGCGAGGUUUGACUCGGGCGUUGCUGUCACUUGGAACAUUGAUAAGGGAGCGCAAAAACUCGCUGUGGGGGGCAAGGCUGGCACGCUCCAGCGUACCAGCCUCCCCUCCAAGGAGCCUGCCUGGACAUGUCGCAAGGACAACGGGAAGAAGUUGUUCUCGUGGUCUACCGAAACGCAAACCUGCUUCAAAAAAUACUACUGCUUCCCGCAGGAAUGA
Molecule: messenger RNA, 531 nt
Organism: Lasiosphaeria miniovina
Lineage: Eukaryota; Fungi; Ascomycota; Sordariomycetes; Sordariales; Lasiosphaeriaceae
Exons: 4
Coding region: 1-531 (176 amino acids)
Source: RefSeq, a predicted model, not a curated record